AUGGGAGAUAAAUUAGGCUAUUACCAUGAUUCAAUGGUUUUGAUGAAUAAAGGUGUAGAGAUGGAGCUAGUACGUAUCCUUCAAAUCUUAACAUCAAUCGAUUUUUCUGGAAACAAAUUUGAAGGAGAGAUUCCAAAGUCCAUCGGUCUAAUGAAAGAGCUUCAUGUGCUCAACUUGUCAAACAAUGCUUUCACUGGCAGCAUCCCUUCAUCUAUGGGGAACCUCACAGCUCUCGAGUCGUUGGACGUUUCCCAAAACAAGCUUUCAGGAAAAAUUCCACAAGAGCUAGGAAAGCUCUCGUUCCUUGCGUACAUGAACUUCUCUCAUAAUCAGCUUUCAGGUCUAGUUCCAGGAGACAAUCAGUUUCAAACGCAGCCUUGCUCUACCUUUGAAGAUAACCUCGCACUUUUUGGCCCUUCUCUUGACAAUGAUUGCAUAGAUAUACGCACGCCAACAUUGCAACAAAAUGAAGAAGACGCGGAGGUGAUUAGUUGGAUAGCAGCGGGAAUAGGAUUCAUACCUGGUAUCGUCUAUGGAGUGACAAUAAAAUACAUAUUGGAUUCCUACAAGCCACAGUGGUUCAUGAACCCGUUUGGCCGAAACAAUCGUAGACGGAGAAGCACUAUAGCUCACUAG
Messenger RNA from Camelina sativa (false flax), 636 nucleotides. NCBI's taxonomy places the organism in Eukaryota, Viridiplantae, Streptophyta, Magnoliopsida, Brassicales, Brassicaceae. The record is from RefSeq and is a predicted model, not a curated record.